CGGGCUGCGUGUGCCGACGGCCCGUGGUGUGCACAAAAUCCCCGAAAACCGAGGAAAUGGUGCACACCUCGUGCUUGGUUCAUGUCUCGAGACGCAGAAAGGCGUGUCUGUCUACGGUAUGGCCCAGUCAACAGACAGAAUGUUGCUGCAGAUGGUAUCCACCGUCAAUAACUCAUCCUUGCUUCAGCCAGGCUUCUCUCUCCUGAAUUUUGAUGGGCAUGUUUUCUUUUUUGGUCAGAAAGGAUGGCCAAAGAGAUCCUGCCCCACUGGUGUUUUCCUCCUCAAUAUAAAGCAGAAUGAGCUCAAAAUGAAACCUGCCUUCUUCUCUAAAGACUCGUGUUACCUUCCCCCUCUCCGCUACCCUGCACUUUGCACACUCAGAAGCGAUGCAAGGGCUGAUGAGUACCAGUAUAUCAUCCACGGUGGUAAAACACCUAACAAUGACCUUUCUGAUAAGAUUUACUUUAUGAGUCUGGUAAGCAAAGCUAGCAAGAAAAUGACGUUCCAAUGCAUUGAGAAAGAGCUGGGUGGAGAUGUCCCUGAAGCUAGAUACGGGCAUACAAUUAAUGUAGUUCAUAGCCGGGGAAAAAGCAUGAGUGUUCUGUUUGGAGGGAGGUCGUAUACUCCUCUUGAACAAAGAACCACUGAAAAAUGGAACAGCGUAGUCGACUGUUUGCCGUCUGUGUUUCUUAUUGAUUUUGAGUUUGGAUGCUGUACAUCAUACAUACUUCCAGAGCUUCAAGAUGGACUUUCUUUCCAUGUUUCAAUUGCCAGAGAUGACACUAUCUACAUCUUGGGAGGCCACUCACUUCAAAAUAACACCAGGUCCCCUAACUUGUACAAGCUAAAAAUUGAUCUGCCGCUGGGCAGCCCAGCUGUGACCUGCACCAUCCUGCCAGGGGGGAUAUCAGUGUCAAGUGCUAUAGUGACCCAGAUCAGUGACAAUGAAUUUGUCCUUGUCGGUGGCUACCACUCAGACAACCAGAAACGACUGGCAUGUAACACCAUAGUUCUGGAAGACAGUAAGAUAGAGAUUGUUGAAAGUGUGAGCCCAGAGUGGACACCAGAUAUUAAACACUGCAGAAUGUGGUUUGGCUGUGAUAUGGGUAAGGGGUCUGUUUUGCUGGGCAUUCCAGGGGCCAACAAACAGAUAAUGCCAGAUGCAAACUACUUCUACAUUUUGAGAUGCAAAGGCGCAGAAGAGGACAAGGAAGAAGAAUUGAUAACACAAAUUUGCAGUCAGACAUCAAGUGAAGACCCUGGAGAUUCUGCUCCAUUUGAAGAUUCAGAGGAGUUUUGUUUUAGUGCUGAAGCCAACAGCUUUGAUGCUGACGAUGCUGAUACUUACAAUGAAGAUGAUGAAGAAGAUGAAUCAGAAACAGGCUACUGGAUCACCUGCUGUGCCAGUUGCAAUAUUGACAUUAACACCUGGGUCCCUUUCUAUUCGACAGAACUCAACAAGCCCGCAAUGAUCCUGUGUUCCAGUGGGGCUGGCCACUGGGUCCACGCGCAAUGUAUGGAUCUCUCAGAGACCAGGCUUCUACAUCUCUCAGAAGCAAAUAUCAAGUACUUCUGCAACAAGCACAUUGACCUUAAUAAAGGGCUAAAAACUCCCCAAAAGGUGAUGUGCCUGAAAAAGUCUCCCAUGAAACCGUCGCGCAAAAAGAAAACCAUGAAGUUAUCAACAUCAAUGAAAAAGUCCUUUCUUCGGAGACUGUUUGAAUAGAUUUACACUGCUGAUUUGUAUUCACCUGGGAGAAAAUGAAAUCACAGGCAAAUGCAACAAUGGUUGAAGCAAAGUGGCUUAUUGGAGCUUGAAGAGAUCUUAUCUCAGUUAUCUCAAUGUUUUUGUUAAAUUUCAAAGCACAUUAAUUUUUUCUGUCUCUUUAUAUGUAUUUUUGUAGUACCCAGACAUGGACCCCAUCCUAGAGGGCACCAUGCAAACACACAGCCAGAAGCCAGAUACUGGUAAACUGUGUGCUGAAUUUUAUGCUAUAACUUACUUCCCAGUAAGUCUAAUGGAACUGCUGGUAGGAUAAGACAUUAUCCCAUGUAGUCAGUGGUGUUUCCAUCUGUCCAUAAAGAACAUUUUAAUUUUUUUAUCUUAGUCAGUAGUUCUAGAAAUAUUUGACCUAAUUUAUGGCUGCAUUACUCCAGUUUUAUGUUGGUGUAAUGAAAUAAAAUGAGACUAAUUACUCUGAUUUUAAACAAAAGUAGUGUUUUAAGUCCCUUGUGUCAGAAAUAAUGAAAUAUUCAGAUAGUGAGGGUCAGUUUUCUUCAGGGACUUCCAUUAUGGAAAGCUUACAUAUGGAGCAUUUAAUUCUGGAUAAUUAAUUUUUUAUUUUGAGAGUUACGGAAUGAUUAUAUGUCAGUUUUGGCUACAGUUGUGGAAUAUCAUCUCACAAUAAAAAUUAAAUUGCUUUUUUAAAACUAC
This is a messenger RNA of Parus major (Great Tit), 2434 nucleotides long. RefSeq names its product recombination activating 2 (gene RAG2). The record is from RefSeq and is a predicted model, not a curated record. The transcript is spliced from 2 exons. Gene Ontology annotation, cellular component: nucleus; DNA recombinase complex. Gene Ontology annotation, molecular function: sequence-specific DNA binding; protein binding. Gene Ontology annotation, biological process: V(D)J recombination. Bases 119 to 1726 code for a protein of 535 amino acids. NCBI's taxonomy places the organism in Eukaryota, Metazoa, Chordata, Aves, Passeriformes, Paridae.